Sarcophilus harrisii (Tasmanian devil) is the source of this 10981-nucleotide messenger RNA. RefSeq names its product BRCA2 DNA repair associated (gene BRCA2). Gene Ontology annotation, cellular component: nucleus. The record is from RefSeq and is a predicted model, not a curated record. Gene Ontology annotation, biological process: regulation of DNA-templated transcription; double-strand break repair via homologous recombination. The coding region runs from base 624 to 10592 and encodes 3322 amino acids. The transcript is spliced from 26 exons. NCBI's taxonomy places the organism in Eukaryota, Metazoa, Chordata, Mammalia, Dasyuromorphia, Dasyuridae.
CCCCGCCCAAUCCCUCCGACUUGUCUUCCAAUUCAGGGGAAGCCUGACAAGGGGCAAUGGGUGGAGCCAAAGCGGCGUCGACUCGCGAUUCCGGAAGCGACGCUCGUACGUCACGUGGUCACGUGACGGUCCGGCUGCCUUUUGGCGCGAGAACCCGAAAGUUUGCUGAGAAGUUGUGCAGACUAGAUUAGUGGUCGGAGCCCGAAUUGGGGAGGUGCAUGGGCGCUUGCGCAGCUCUCUCCCUUCCUUCCCAACCUCCCCCGCCUCGGCCCGGUCAGUUCCGGGAGCUCCCGUCCGCCCGGGUGCCGGGCAGCAUCUCCGGACCUGGCUGGUGUCAGCUUGAGGGCGGGCGUGGUGGUGACCGCCGUCACAGCCCUUCCCUCUUCCAGUCCUCCCGGCGCUGACCUAAGGAUUGCCAUUUCGGGAGAAACCGGAUUCGUCUCGGACCUUUCGCCGCCUCAGUUUGCCUAUCCUUACAAUGGGAAGAUUGGCCCACCGCGUAGCGGCCCCUCUGUUGGGUACUAACACUCGCUGAUAACCUCCCCCUCCUUUCUCCAGGCAUUCCUUAUAACCCUCCAUUUUGCAGGCUUCUUUAACAGACUAAUGUUUCCGGGAGCAAGAAAAUGCCAUCCUUUUUUGACGUUUUUAAGACACAGUGCAGCGAAUCAGAUUUAGGGCCAAUAAGCCUUAACUGGUUUGAAGAACUUACUUCAGAAGCUCCACCCCAUAAUUAUGAAAUUUCAGAAGACCAUGGAAGUAAAACUGAAAUUAUUGAGCUGAAUUCUUUUAAAACACCACAGCGAAAACCUUUUACUUACAAUCAGCUGGCAUCAACACCAUUAAUCUUCAAAGAACAGAAUGUAAAUUUUUCCUUAUAUUCCUCUCCUUUAAGAGGACCAGAUCAUUGUAAAUUAGACUUAGGUAAGGAUAAUGCAGUUGAUAAAGAACUCAGGAAAAGUCAUUGCUUAAUAAAGACCAAAUUAGGUCAAGCAAAUGAUGCUACCAGUCCACUUCUCAGUGCUUGUCUCAGUGAAAGUCCAGUCGUUUUACGAGGCACAUACAGAACUCCACAGAGGGAAAAGCCUGUGGCAUAUGGAAAUUUAUUUUAUACUCCUAAACUAAUGAAGGUUAAUACAUCAAAACAUAUUUCUGAAAGUCUGGGAGCAGAAGUGGAUCCAGAUAUGUCUUGGACUAGUUCUUUGGCCACUCCUCCCACCCUCAGUUCAACUGUGUUAAUAGUCAGAGAUGGUCAGACUUCUGGAGCUAGGACCCCUAAUGAUACUACAAUUAUGUUGCAAAAAUCUUUAUCUCAGCAUGGUGAAAGUCCUAAGAGACUUGAUAGGACCACCUCUUCUGUACCAAAUAUUGAAAAUACACAUGCAGAAAGCUCUGUCACAAGCCAGGAACUGGAAAAAAUGAUAAAUGAUUCAUUUGGUGAUGGAAAUAGCUUUGAAGACCUUGAUGGAAAGAUGAUGAAAAAUAUACCAAAUGUUAUGGAAGAUGAAAUGUGUGGUCCAGUCAUUGAUACACCUGACGAUGAUGCUUCAUAUAGUUUUCCUGAUUAUAAAAUAGGAAGUCUACGAAAAGUAAAACUUGACAAGACCAGGAAAAAAUAUUUUAAAAUGAAAACUAAUGAAUGUGAAGAAACUGAAAGAUUAAAUAAGGAUAGGUAUUCAAAUAUUUCUGAAACUGAACUAGAAUACUGUUAUCCAUCUAUUUCAAAAGUUACAAAAAAUGAAAUUCAGAAGCCCAUUGAGAAUAUUAAUGAAGAAUUGUUGAAGGAUGAUGUUCCAUCCUCAGCAACAGAGUGGUCUCAACUAAAUCUUUCUGGUCUAAAUGUAACACAGAUAGAGAAAACACCACUGCCACAUCUUUCUUUUUGUGACGAAGAUUCAAGAGAAAGAUCAGCAAAUUCAAACAGUGAAUGUUCCAACCUCAUUACUUUAAAAAAAUUGGAAAUAUCAACUUGUGAGGAAGAUGAAGGGAAAAUUACCAUACCUCAGAAAGAAACUGUUCUAUUAUUAAAAAAGUCAUCCCCUGAAAUUUCUCCAUUGAAAUCUUUAUCUCAAAAUAGAAAAAGUUCCACAUUCGAGAUGGGACAAACAUCUGAAAAAACGAUCAGCGUGGAUUAUUCUUCCUUUUGCACAGUCAACACAAACAUUACUACAGAAUCUAAAAUUCUUGGAAAUAAACUGGAAAAUCCCAACUCUUCUGUAAAUGAUAUUGUUUGUUCUGGAGAGCAUAGUUUCUUAUAUCCAAAUACAGAUGAUAAAAGACACUGUCCAACAAUUACCAAAUGUAAUUCAUCAUCUUUGAACAGUAUAGGUAUAAUAUCUCAUUUUAAAAAGAAGACAAAAAAGUUUAUUUAUGUGGUGAAUGAUGAUUCAUCUUGUCAAGAUGAAAAUAUACAAAAAUCUCAAGAAAUAGAUUCAAUGAACUGUUCUGAAUCAUCCCAUUUAGAAAUGAGUUCUUCUGGUAUGCAUCCUGAAUUCACAGAUGCUGUUUCAGAUUUUUUGGAUUCCUCUGUCAAAAGAAAGUGUUUACAGUUUAAUCCUGAAGAAGAGACCGUCUCCUUAACUGGUUGUGACAAAACGGUGCUGGAAGAAUAUUUUAAUGAAAGCAGUUUUCCUCAAAAUGAAGUAACAUCUCAGGGUGUAGAUUUUAAAGAAGUAAAAAUAAAGAAAGGGGAUCUAGAGUCAACUGUAACAGAAGCUGAAAAAAAAGACCACAACAAUGCUUCAAAAAAUCCAAUAGUUUCAAAUAUAAAAGAACGAGCCUUGGCAAAAAAAUAUACAGAAAUAGAAUUGGGGAAUAUUGGACAGAAUAUUCACCUAACAACAAAAAAUAGAACUUUAAAUGGCUCCACUAAUUCCAUUAUUAAUACUUUAACUCAACUUCCUCAGGAUCCACCAGAAUUUUCUGUUGUGACUGAUGAAGAAAAGGAACCUUUAUGUAAAAUGAAACAAAAACUAAGGUUUAGGAGAAACUCUGAUUCAACUUUUGUCACAAAUAAAGUUAAUUCUGAAUUUCCUAACAGCCACUUUAAGAAGAAUCAAGAAACUGACAUUUUAAAUCAAAUUUCAGGAGAAUCUCAACAAAUGUCAUCUGAAAAAUGCAAAGAAAUAUCAUCAAUUUCCUUGGGGACACAGGUCAAUAGAAAUACUGACCUCUUUGUAAGCCUGAGAGAUCAAGAAAAAACUAUCCUGCUUACAGGAAAAACAGCUUUAGAAACAUAUCCCAAGGAACAUUUGCCUUUGAAUAAAAGUAAUUUCCUUUUUCAAACAACGGAAAAAAAACACAUGCAGAUUAUGGACAGUUCUGAAGAACUUGAAACUAAUUUCUGUUAUUUAGGAGAGCCUAUUUCUGAGAAAUCUACAGAAAUAGAUUGUAAACAGACAGUUCAAGAGUUGUGCACAGAGGACUCUUUUUUAUUAAAGGUGAUUCCUGAAUUUACAGGGGACAGCCAAAAUAAAAACCAAUCUCCAAAAUUGGCUUAUGAAUAUACAGCACCAUGUAAAAAUCUUUAUUCAAAAAGGACUAUUGAUGCUAAUGUGAAAUCAAAGACAAAUGAAGAUAAUUAUUUGGGAAAAUGGACAGGAAAUUUUGAUCCUGACUUAAAUAAGAAUUUUGGUAGUGGAUUCAAAACAGCUUCCAAUAAGGAAAUAAUACUCUCUGAUAACAAUAUUAAUAAAGGGAAACUUUUUUUCAAAGAUAUUGAACAGCACGAUAACAAUUGCUCUUCUGUAGAAAUCAUGAAUACUUCAGUAGCAGAAAAUGUCAAGAUUGAUUUAGAUACUAAAAACCACAUUAAGAAUUCUACCUCAGGUUGGAAUUCAGAGGCAAGCCAUGCUAUAUCUAAGGAUAUACAGGAUAACAUAUUUGUUAUUAAUAAGAAAGAUACCAAUGUAACUCUGGAAAAUUUAGCUUUAAAAAAAGAUCUUGAUCUUAAUCAUAGUUUAACAGCUAGCCAAAAAGCAGAAAUUACAGAGCUUUCCACAAUAUUAGAAGAAACUGGAAGCCAGUUUGAAUUUACACAGUUCAAAAAACAAAGUCCUACAAUACAGAUACUUGAAAUAUCUACCAACAAAACAGGAAAUCAAUUAGAUAACUUAAAUACUUAUGACGUCCAGCGCACUUUUGAACUUGAUGGAUAUUUUGGAGCAAAAAAUGAGAUAAGUAAUAGCAGAACUCCUGAUUUAAAUGUGAACUCUGAAAUGGUAAUAAAUAUACAGCAAGAAACUGCUUCUCUCUCUAGACAAGUCAACUCUACUGAUACUUUCACUGAAAAUGAAAUGGAGUUUAAAGGGUUUUGUUCUGCUCUUGGAAGAAAGAUGACUGUUUCUAAUGAAGCUUUACAAAAAGCUCUUAAAUUAUUUAGUGAUAUUGAGGAAAUUGGUGAGGAAGUGCCUCUGCAAAAUUUUAGGAACAGUUCCUUAGAAAGAAGUCAUAAGUCUAAUAUUGUUCCUACAUUCAAAAUUGCAAAUCAUAAUAAUAAUGAAGAUUUUAAAGGGAAAGAGGCUAAAUGUGUACCCAAACCACAAAACAACAUUGAGGAUUAUACUGACAUUUUUGUUGAGGAAAAGGUAGUAAAUUCCAGUAGAGACCCAGAAAAUAUAAAGAGUAGUUGUCCAUUAUCUAUUAGUUCACAUGAAGAUAAUUGUACAUUUAAAAGAUCUGUUCCUAAUUCAAAUAAUGGUUUGUCAUUGAAUGGCCAACAAAAUAUACAUCUGAAAAUGUCUAACCAACUUAUGAAACAAGAAAAUUACCAAAUUAAAGAAGAAUUGUUAGAUUUAACUUGCUUGGGAGAAACUGUUAAAGAUGAAGAAAUGUUUACUUUGAAUAUAAGCCAAGUGGAACAGUUGAUUUCUAAUCAAAAGAAGCAAAAAAUUAGGGAAAAUGAAAGCCUCCAUGACUUACAGCAUUUUCAGACUGCUAGUGGUAGAAAUAUUAUGGUCUCUAAGGAAUCUUUCAAUAAAGUUGCACACCUGUUUGCCAAGGAAUGCUCAGUAGAAGAAUUAAAUGAUUUUUCAUUUCCUUCUAUUUCAAAAAUGCCAAAUGUUGCCCAUAAUAAACUAACAGAACCUUCAGUAAAAGAGGAACAAAACUUACUUGAAAGUGAAACAGAAGAAAUGCCUUUUGGUAUCACUAAAAAUCAAUUGCUGUCUAUCCAACAGGAACCAAAAAUUGAAAACAAAAAAUGUAAAGACCAUAGUAUGGUGGGUUUUCAUACUGCUAGUGGGAAAAAGGUUACAAUUUCAAAGGAAUCUUUGGCUAAAGUAAAGCACUUUUUUGUUGAGGAAAAUUUGAAAAAUGAUGUUACUAACAUUAAGAAUAUUGAGACAGAAUUUUUUCAGGAAAGAGAAAAAGCUAAUGAUGGGCAAGCUUGUGAGAUGGUUGAGUUAAAUAAUGCCCAAGUUUGGGAAGAAAUGCCAAGUUACCAGAAUGAUGAUAAAAAAAUCCUUGUUCCUUUUACAACUGCAGAUCUGUCUAAAAAACUUGAUAGUGCUCUCUCUAAUGAAUCUUCAAAUGAUAUUUUAUUUGAAAGAAAAUUAUCUGAAAAUAAGAAAAGUAAAGAAAAUUGUUUGUUGUCUGAUACAAAAAAGUCUACUGGUUUGCCUGUUGAAAUUUCAGGUUUGGGAUUUUACACAGGACAUGGUAAACGUAUUUCUGUAAGUGAGACAUCAUUAUUGGAAGCAAGAAAAUGGCUUAGAGAUAGAGAUUUACAAGAUGUAGGAGGAAAAACUGAAGCUUCAGAUAUGUUUGUUUCUUCUGUUGAUGAGGCCAUAUAUUUAAAAGGAGACCCCGAUGUCCAAAAGGAGAAGCUUGUGCCUUUAAAUGCUUUGUAUAAGACAUCGUCAGUUGAAGAUGACAAAAAUUGUAUCUCUGAGGAGCAAGAUUCAGUUAAUUUAAGUAAUAAUGUAUCAGACAUUAAACAUGAUUUAAAACAUGACCCUAAAAGGUCUGGUUUUUAUCAAUCAGAUAAUGCAGAUUUCUUCCUAGAACAUAUCUCUGAUAAAGGAAUGUCGUAUCUUAAGGCAAGACCACCUACGUUCACUACAGCAAGUGGCAAGACAGUUCACAUUUCAAAUGAAGCAGUACAGAAAGCAAGAGAAAUGUUUAUAAAUGAUUGUGAUAAGGUCCUUAAACCAAACAUUGAGACAAAAUUAGAAAAUAAUGAAAUGGAAGUGGUAAAAUAUUUUUCUGAGACAUUGGGAAAUAAAAAAGACAUUUCUCUUAAGUUUGAUGCCAAGAAAAGGAAUAUAUCUACAACUGAUAUUUUUAUUUCAAAUACAAAAUGCAGUAAUCUAGCACAACUUGAAAGUAUGUCUACAAGUACUGGAUUAGAAGUGAACUCUGAACUGUCACAUCAUAAAAUAAAUUCCCAAACUUCUGAUUUGUCUAAAUCUAUGGGAAGAAUGCCCAAGUGUAGCUCAUCUGUUGGGAUUUUUUGUACAGCAAAUGGCAAACCUGUACAAGUAUCAGAUAAUUCAUUAAAGAAAGCGAGACAAGUAUUUUCUGAAAUAGAAAGUAAUUCUGAGCAAUUACUUUCAAUGGUACCCUUUAAAAAUAGUGAAAGCCAUAUGGAAACAUUAACCAAAGAAGAAAACACAACACUACAUGCAAAAACUAACCUACUAUCACAAAAGAAAGAUUAUUUAAGUGAUAUGGUAAAUUCACAUAACAACUCUGGAUUUAGUACAGCAAGCGGAAAACAGGUUUUAAUCUCAGAAAAUGCACUAAAGAAAGUUAAAAAUAUGUUGGUAGAAUUUGAUUUAAUGAAAAAUGAAAGUUUAGAGCAGUUACCUGAAUUUACACAAAAUGUUACACCAAAAGUUUUGUCUCCUAUCCAUUGUAUUGAUGGUAGUAAAAACCCAGAAAAUGUUGUAAAUUCCAAAAAUGAAGAAACUUGUAAUAAAGAGUUUAAUUUAUCAAAUAAUUGUGAUGUUGAAACAAAUUAUUUGGAAAAUUGUACCAUUACUAAAGUUUCUUGUAAUCAAUUUAAGCAAGAUGAGAUGCAGACACCUUUAGAAACCAAUUUGAUGCCUGAUCAAGAUUUUUCAUUUUUGAAAAAAAAGCAAGGUGGCCCUAAAAAUGUGAAUAUAGAAGGGGAUGUAACUUUAAAUGAUUUUCUUGUCAAAGAAAGCCUACAAGUGUGUGUUUCUGACUCCAAAGCCCCAGAAAAUUUUCUUGAAAGAGAAGCUAUGGAAAUUGCCAAUGCUUUUAUGCAAGAUGAUGAACUCACAGAUUCUGAAUUGCCUCAUAAUGCUAGACAGAACUUUAUUACUUAUAAAAACAAAGAAAAAUGCAUGCAGCUAAAUUCAAGAUUUGGGAAAAGAAGAAUGGAAAAGGGUGCCUCGUAUGGAGAGCCCCCAAUUAAAAGAAAAUUAUUACAUGAAUUUGACAGAGUGGUGGAAAAUCAAGAAAAAUCUUUAAAACCUUCAAAAAGCAGUCCAGAUGGCACAAUGAAAGAUAGGCGAAUGUUUAUGCACCAUAUUCCCUUAAAGCCGCUUAUUUGUGAUCCCUUUAGCACAACUAAGGAACGACAAGAAAUGCGGCAUCCCAAUUUUACUGCACCUGAUCAAGGAUUUACAUCCAAAUCUCCUUUUUUUAAACGCCAGACUUUGGGAAAUUCCAGCUAUAAGUCAUUUUUGGGAAGUCCAUUAUAUAAAAUUUUCUCUACAAAUGAUGGAAAGAUACAACCUAAUACUGUUGUAAACAAGCCUUCCAAAGUCUUUGUUCCGCCUUUCAAAACUAAGUCAAACUCUUUCACAGAUGAACAGUAUGUCAGUAAGAGACUUAAAUUGAAGGUAAAGGAUCACAUACAAGAAAACGAGAAGCAAAAAUAUAUAGAUGGACAUAAUACUAGAGACAGUGAAAAUAAUGAAAAUUAUCUUACUGACAAAGAUAACUACAAUCAAGCAACAACUGAUGUUUUUGAAGAGUUUGGGGACUCAACUCUAGAGAUGAAUAAAAAUCUUCAGAAUGCCAGAGAGUUGCAAGAUAUGAGAAUUAAAAAGAAACAGACACAACAGAUUUAUCCACAGGCAGGCAGUUUGUAUCUUACAAAAACAUCUACCAUUCCUAGAAUAUCUCUCAAAGUAGCAGUAGAAGGCAGAGUUCCCUCUACUUAUUCCAGUAAACAGUUGUAUAUGUAUGGGGUUUCAAAACAGUGCUCAAGAAUUAACAGCAAAAAUGCAGAGUCUUUCCAAUUUCACAGUCAAGAUUACUUUAGUAAGGAGUAUUUAUUGGAUGGAAAUGGAAUACAACUGGCUGACGGUGGGUGGCUUAUCCCAACUGAUGAAGGAAAGCUUGGAAAAGAAGAAUUUUAUAGGGCUCUAUGUGAUACUCCUGGUGUUGAUCCAAAACUUAUUACUAAAACCUGGGUAUAUAACCACUAUAGAUGGAUUAUAUGGAAACUAGCAGCCAUGGAAUUUACCUUUCCUAAGGAAUUUGCUAGUAGGUGCUUAACUCCAGAACGGGUGCUUCUCCAACUGAAAUAUAGAUAUGACAUAGAAAUUGAUAAGAGCAGAAGAUCAGCUAUUAAAAAGAUAAUGGAAAGAGAUGAAACAGCUGCAAAAACAUUAGUGCUUUGUGUUUCUGAAAUAAUUUCAUCAGGAACAAAUAUGUCUAUAGCUGCCAACAAUAAAAACAGUAAGGUGGACACCAAAAAAGAAUCAGCAGUUAUAGAAGUUACAGAUGGAUGGUAUGCAAUUAAGGCACUGUUGGACAUUCCCCUCUUAGCUCUGUUACACAGGGGCAAAUUGACUGUUGGUCAGAAGAUUAUAACUCACGGAGCAGAACUGAUAGGCUCUCAGGAGGCAUGCACACCUUUUGAAGCUCCGCCAUCUCUUAUGUUAAAGCUUUCAGCUAAUAGCACUCGUCCUGCUUGUUGGUAUACCAAACUGGGCUUCUUUUCAGAUCCCAGACCUUUUCCAUUGCCCUUAUCAUCACUCUUUAGUGAAGGCGGAAGUGUUGGCUGUGUGGAUAUAGUUGUUCAAAGAGUUUAUCCUACCCAGUGGAUGGAGAAAACAUUAUCUGGAUUAUAUAUAUUUCGUAAUGAACGAGCAGAAGAAAAGGAAGCUUUAAAGCAUGCAGAAUGUCAGCAGAAGAAACUGGAAGCCUUACUUACAAAAAUUCAAGCAGAAUUUGAAAAACAUGAAGAAAACAGUGCAACACAGCAUGGGCUGUCACGUAUUCUAACAAGACAGCAGGUUCGUGCUUUGCAGGAUGGUGCAGACCUUUAUGAAGCAGUUAAAAACGCACCAGAUCCAGCUUACAUUGAGGGCUGUUUCAGCAAAGAGCAGUUAAGAGCUUUGAAUAAUCACAGGCAGAUGUUGAAUGAUAAAAAGCAAGCACAGUUACAGUCAGAAUUCAGAAAGGCUGUAGCAGCUGCUGAAAUGGAGGAACAAGGAUUGUCCAAAAGAGAUGUGACUAUGGUUUGGAAGUUACGAGUCAUUAACUAUGGGAAACAAGAGAAAGAUUCAGUUAUAUUGAGCAUCUGGCGUCCAUUAUCAGAUAUAUAUUCUCUACUAAAGGAGGGAAAUCGAUACAGAAUCUAUCACUUGGCAGCAUCACCAUCUAAAAGCAAAUCUGAUAGCACUCAUAUCCGAUUAACAGCAACCAAGAAAACUCAAUAUCAACAGCUGCCGGUCUCUCAUGAAACACUGUUCCAAGUUUAUCAACCAAGGGAAGCAUUGCCAUUGAGCAAGUUGGUGGAUCCAUCCUUUCAACCAUCUUUUGCUGAAGUAGACAUAGUAGGAUUUGUAAUUUUCAUCACCAAAAAACCAGGUAUUGCACCUUUGGUGUACUUGUCAGAUGAAUAUUAUAAUGUACUAGCAAUAAAGUUCUGGAUAGACCUUAAUGAAGAUGUUAUUAAACUGAAUACACUGAUAGCUGCAAGCAACCUUCAGUGGAGAACAGAAUCCAGAUCAGGAAUUCCUACCUUAUUUGCUGGAGAAUUUUCUUCAUUUUCUGCCAGUCCAAAGGAAAGUCAUUUUCAAGAGGCAUUCAGCAAAUUGAAAAGUUCUGUUGAGAAUAUUGACCUGUUUUGCAAUGAUGCAGAAAGUAAACUUACUCAUCUGCACAACAUACAUAAUUCCAAACAACCAAAUACAGUCAAGGAAUAUAAUUUAGAUUCACCAUCUCCUCAAGCAAAACUUGGCCUGGAGCAUGUGAUAACCACUUCUCAUAGCGAACCAAGUCAUCUCUGUCCUGAAGGGAAUUCUGGUCUUACCACUAGCUCAGACAAAAUAACCCCAACAUCAGAUUGUAGAGGAAACAGAAAAAUGGAUGACCCCAAAAUCUGCAAAAAGAGAAGAUCGUUGGAUUUCUUCAGUAGACUGCCUUUACCUCCACCAAUUAGCCCAAUUUGUACUUUUGUUUCUCCAGCUGCACAGAAAGCAUUUCAGCCACCACGGAGCUGUGGCAACAACUACAGCAGCAAACCCAAUAAGAAAAAUACAUUGAAUUCUCCUCCAAUGACAACAUUAAAAACAUUAAGUGGAACAAAUAUGGUGGAAAAUGAUUUGAUUGCAGAUGAAGAAUUGGCAUUGAUAAAUACACAAGCCCUUUUGUCUAAUUCAUCUGAAUAAAAUUAAGUAAAUUACUAAAAAUUCAUAGAUCCACCAGCAGACAACUGUCCUAAAAUUAAUAGACAUGGGAAAUAUUUCUUAAACCAUUAUUGAAGAAAUUAAGAUUGCUAAGUAAAAUGAAAUGUUUUAUCAGGAAAGCUCAAAGUGACAAAAAACAAAAGAGACAAGAAGCAAUAUCACAUCCUUUAUUUCCGAUUCUAUUUUGUAAAGACUUGUAUAAUUUGUACUUGUAUAUAUGUAUUUAAAAAAAUUGUAAAUAUAAUAACGUGAAAUGGGAGGAAAUUGUCUUAUUUUCAAGAUUCUAUAAGUAUUCAUGAGGAUGUAUGUAUGUAAUGUAUUUAAUGGGGAAACAUGCUUUAAAUUAAAAUAGUUGUAUUUUUUCCACUGUU